AUGGGAAUGCAAGGUCCUUUGACUGCCCAAGCCCUUGGGCGGUCACCUUAUGAUGAUGUCGUAGAAUGGGAUAGUGACCAUGACGAUUUACAGAAUGGCGGCGAUUCUAAUCAACAGUUCGACCACCGCGGUCGUCCCAUAAAUCCUGAGACAAAAAGAAUCAACAGAGACAUCAUCAGAUCGCAUAAUGAGGUUAUGUUGGUCAUUGGUGUUGCUGAGCAGGAGAACCCGACCACAAGUCCUGAGGCCGAAUCUGACAAACGACAUGCCGUCUACGAAGACGAUGUAGGCACAAACCUUGCCGUUUCAGCUCUUCGCUGCGUGGAUGCCGCUGGUGCUUUCGGUUUGGAUGGUUUUCGCCAGCGUAUACUGCUCUGCUGUGGCGAGAUCGGCCAGACAGAUUGUUUGGCCGUCGAUUUGUCCAUGAAAUAUGGUCGGAUGACCACCACUUGGAUCCCACCCGACAGACCUCGCGAAAGGCCAGAGCAUCGACGGAACCGUAGUUCCAUUCAUGAUGUUUCGCCGAUCAGACCUGUUGACGGGCAAAUGCCCAGCGAUACAGGCCCAGUGGAAGCUGUCCGACGACCCAGCACUUUCUCAGCCAGAGGGGACGACUACGCGAGUGACGAAGAGGACAAUGAAGGGGUCAGCGCUACCCUGAUCAGUUUUGACGUUGAAGCUACUGCCGAAACAAGUGAAGCACCUCCUGGGCUCUGGAGUGCGGAACUGAGACCGAGUGUCGACGCAAGAGGAGCGAUCAUUCCCACAACAACUUACUGUGAUACCAUGCUAACGCAGCUCCCUCCCCUCAUCGCUUCGCAUAUAUUUGCUGACGCAGCCCUGAGAUUGGCAACUGCACCCUGGGAGGCGACAGCACUUCGCUUAAUAGCAGGAACUUUUCGUCAACGCCUUGGCCUUUCAACCCAUGACAUCUGCGGGAUCAACCUUUUGGGAGAGAUGAAUCUCACAUUCGCUAUCAACUUUCUCGGCAGCCAAGUGUUGCAUCUGGCCGUGUGCGGCGAGGUUUGGGCUGCCUUUACAGCCGUUGCCACCGUCUUUCAUACAAGCCCUGAAGAAUGGCGUGAGGCUGAAGAAGAGGAGCAGGGGAACCGAGCAGAUUGGCAGGAUGAGAGAAUCUGA
Molecule: messenger RNA, 1140 nt
Organism: Fusarium coffeatum
Lineage: Eukaryota; Fungi; Ascomycota; Sordariomycetes; Hypocreales; Nectriaceae
Exons: 5
Coding region: 1-1140 (379 amino acids)
Source: RefSeq, a predicted model, not a curated record